CGGAGCCGGGGCCCGGGCCGCAGCCGGACUCGCAGCCCGAGGGAGCGAUCGGCGUGCUGGCGGCGGGGUCCCGGGCGCGCUCCGGGGGCGCGGCGAGGCCGAGGGGGCGGGCGCCGGGCGGAGUCGCAGCCGGAGCCGGGGCGCCUGGAGGCGGUCGGGCCGCACUCUCCGAGCCCAGAGCUGCGGAGAGACCGCGCGGCGGGCCGUGGGGCGGGGACGCAGUGUCGAGGCCGAGGUGGGCCGAGAGCAGCCGCUGCCCGAGCGGCCAGAGCCGCAGCCGCGCCGGCUCCCUCCCCAGGGACGUCGAGGCCGGGCCGGCCUGGGCCAUGCGCGCGGCUCUCUGAGGCCGACAGAGGCCGCGAUGGAGGCGCCGGCGGCCGAGCCCCAGGUCCGGGGCUGUGGCCCCCAGCCCGCGUCCGCGCCCGCCCCGGAGAGGAGAAAGAGCCACCGCGCGCCGUCGCCGGCUCGGCCCAAAGACGUGGCCGGCUGGUCGCUGGCUAAGGGCCGCCGCGGCCCAGGCCCCGGCGCAGCCGUAGCCUGCAGCGCCGCGUCCUCCACACGGCCCGACAAGAAGGGGCGCGCGGUGGCGCCCGGGGCUCGGGGCGCAGGGGCGCGGGUGGCCGGGGUCCGCACCGGGGUCCGUGCCAAGGGUCGCCCGCGCCCGGGUGCGGGGCCGCGGCCGCCGCCGCCGCCCCCUAGCCUCACCGACAGCAGCUCGGAGGUGUCGGACUGCGCGUCGGAAGAGGCGCGCUUGCUGGGCCUGGAGCUGGCGCUGAGCAGCGACGCGGAGUCGGCGGCCGGGGGCUCGGCAGGGGUCCGCACGGGGCAACCGGGCCAGUCCGCGCCGUCCGCGCAGCAGCCCCCGCGCCCGCCCGCCUCCCCGGACGAACCGUCGGUGGCCGCGUCGUCGGUGGGCAGCAGCCGCCUGCCGCUCAGCGCCUCGCUCGCCUUCUCCGACCUCACCGAGGAGAUGCUGGACUGCGGGCCCGGCGGCUUCGUGCGGGAGUUGGAGGAACUGCGCUCAGAGAACGACUAUCUCAAGGACGAGAUUGAGGAGCUGCGGGCUGAGAUGCUGGAGAUGCGGGAUGUCUACAUGGAGGAGGACGUGUAUCAGCUGCAGGAGCUGCGGCAGCAGCUGGACCAGGCCAGCAAGACCUGCCGCAUCCUGCAGUACCGGCUUCGCAAAGCCGAGCGCCGCAGUUUGCGUGCUGCCCAGACUGGCCAGGUGGACGGAGAGCUUAUCCGCGGUCUGGAGCAGGAUGUCAAGGUCUCUAAGGACAUCUCCAUGCGGCUGCAUAAGGAGCUUGAAGUGGUGGAGAAGAAGCGGGCACGGCUGGAGGAGGAGAACGAGGAGCUUCGGCAGCGGCUCAUCGAGACUGAGCUGGCUAAGCAGGUGCUGCAGACGGAGCUGGAGCGGCCAAGAGAGCAUUCUUUGAAGAAAAGAGGAACCCGCUCCCUGGGGAAGGCAGAUAAGAAGCCUUCGGUGCAGGAGGACAGUGCGGACCUGAAGUGCCAGCUGCACUUUGCAAAGGAGGAGUCGGCCCUCAUGUGCAAGAAGCUCACUAAGCUGGCCAAGGAGAAUGAUGGCAUGAAGGAAGAGCUGCUGAAGUACCGCUCGCUCUACGGGGACCUGGACAGUGCGCUGUCAGCUGAGGAGCUGGCCGAUGCCCCCCACUCAAGGGAGACCGAGCUGAAGGUGCACCUGAAGCUGGUGGAGGAGGAGGCCAACCUGCUGAGCCGCCGCAUCGUGGAGCUGGAGGUGGAGAACCGAGGCCUACGGGCUGAGAUGGACGACAUGAAGGACCACGGAGGUGGCUGUGGGGGGCCCGAGGCACGCCUGGCCUUCUCUGCAUUGGGUAGUGGCGAGUGCGGGGAGAGCUUGGCGGAGCUGCGGCGACACCUGCAGUUUGUGGAAGAGGAGGCUGAGCUGCUGCGGCGCUCCUCCGCCGAGCUCGAGGACCAGAACAAGCUGCUGCUGAAUGAGCUGGCCAAGUUCCGCUCGGAGCACGAGCUGGAUGUGGCGCUCUCAGAGGACAGCUGCUCCGUGCUCAGCGAGCCCUCGCAGGAGGAGCUGGCGGCCGCCAAGCUGCAGAUCGGUGAGCUCAGUGGCAAAGUCAAGAAGCUGCAGUACGAGAACCGUGUGCUCCUGUCCAACCUCCAGCGCUGCGACCUCGCCUCCUGCCAGAGUACACGGCCCAUGCUGGAGACGGAUGCCGAGGCCGGAGACUCUGCCCAGUGUGUGCCUGCUCCCCUGGGCGAGACACACGAGUCCCAUGCGGCCCGACUCUGCAGAGCCAGGGAGGCUGAGGCGCUGCCUGGCCUGAGGGAGCAGGCCGCCCUGGUCAGUAAGGCCAUCGAUGUCCUGGUGGCUGAUGCCAACGGCUUCUCAGCUGGCCUCCGGCUGUGUCUGGACAAUGAGUGUGCUGACUUCCGGCUUCAUGAGGCUCCCGACAACAGCGAGGGCCCCAGGGACACCAAGCUCAUCCAUGCCAUCCUGGUGCGCCUGAGUGUGCUGCAGCAGGAGCUGAACGCCUUCACGCGGAAGGCAGACGCAGUCCUUGGGGGCUCUGUCAAGGAGCAGCAGGAGUCUUUCUCAUCACUGCCCUCCUUGGGCUCCCAGGGGCUCUCCAAGGAGAUUCUUCUGGCAAAAGACCUUGGCCCAGACUUUCAGAUGCAGCCGCCUGACUUCAGGGACCUGCCGGAAUGGGAGCCCAGGAUCCGAGAGGCCUUCCGCACUGGUGACUUGGACUCCAAGCCGGACCCCAGUCGGAGCUUCAGGCCUUACCGAGCUGAAGACAAUGAUUCCUAUGCCUCUGAGAUCAAGGAGCUGCAGCUGGUGCUGGCUGAGGCCCACGACAGCCUCCGGGGUUUGCAAGAGCAGCUCUCCCAGGAGCGGCAGCUACGAAAGGAGGAGGCUGACAGUUUCAACCAGAAAAUGAUCCAGCUGAAGGAGGACCAGCAGAGGGCGCUCCUGAGGCGGGAGUUUGAGCUGCAGAGUCUGAGCCUCCAGAGGAGGCUGGAGCAGAAAUUCUGGAGCCAGGAGAAGAACAUGCUGGUUCAAGAGUCCCAGCAGUUCAAGCACAACUUCCUGCUGCUCUUCAUGAAGCUCAGGUGGUUCCUCAAGCGCUGGCGGCAGGGCAAGGUUUUGCCCAGUGAGGGGGAUGACUUCCUCGAGGUGAACAGCAUGAAGGAGCUGUACCUGCUGAUGGAGGAAGAAGAGAUAAACGCUCAGCAUUCUGAUAACAAGGCCUGCACGGGGGAUAGCUGGACCCAGAACACGCCCAAUGAGUACAUCAAGACACUGGCCGACAUGAAGGUGACGCUGAAGGAGCUGUGCUGGCUGCUCCGGGAUGAACGCCGUGGUCUGACGGAGCUUCAGCAACAGUUUGCCAAGGCCAAGGCUACCUGGGAGACAGAGCGGGCAGAGCUCAAGGGCCAUACCACCCAGAUGGAGCUGAAGGCAGGGAAGGGGGCCGGGGAGCGGGCAGGGCCCGACUGGAAGGCCGCCCUACAGAGGGAGCGUGAGGAGCAGCAGCACCUCCUGGCUGAGUCCUACAGCGCUGUCAUGGAACUAACAAGGCAGCUGCAGAUCAGUGAGCGGAACUGGAGCCAGGAGAAGCUGCAGCUGGUGGAGCGGCUGCAGGGUGAGAAGCAGCAGGUGGAGCAGCAGUUGAAGGAGCUACAGAACCGCCUAAGCCAGCUGCAGAAGGCUGCUGACCCCUGGGUCCUGAAGCACUCAGAGCUGGAGAAGCAGGACAACAGCUGGAAGGAGACACGCAGUGAGAAGAUCCACGACAAGGAGGCUGUUUCCGACGUUGAGCUUGGAGGAAACGGUUUGAAGAGGACCAAAUCUGUUUCUUCCAUGUCUGAGUUUGAAAGUUUGCUGGACUGUUCCCCCUACCUUGCUGGUGGAGAUGCCCGGGGCAAGAAGCUGCCUAACAACCCUGCCUUUGGCUUUGUGAGUUCUGAGCCAGGGGAUCCAGAGAAAGACACCAAGGAGAAGCCUGGGCUCUCCUCGAGGGACUGCAACCACAUGGGUGCCCUGGCCUGUCAGGACCCCCCAGGGAGGCAGAUGCAGCGCAGCUAUACGGCUCCUGACAAGACGGGCAUCCGAGUCUACUAUAGCCCCCCAGUGGCCCGGCGCCUGGGAGUCCCUGUGGUUCAUGACAAAGAGGGCAAGAUCAUUAUCGAGCCCGGCUUCCUCUUCACCACAGCCAAGCCCAAAGAGUCAGCCGAGGCUGAUGGACUGGCUGAGAGCUCCUAUGGUCGGUGGCUCUGCAACUUCUCACGGCAGCGCCUGGACGGAGGCUCAGGGGGCAGCCCCUCUGCAGCUGGGGCUGGCUUCCCAGAGGCCCUGCAUGACUUUGAGAUGUCAGGCAAUAUGAGCGACGACAUGAAGGAGAUCACCAACUGCGUGCGCCAGGCCAUGCGCUCGGGCUCACUGGAGAGGAAAGUGAAGAGCACGUCCAGCCAGACAGUGGGCCUGGCCAGCGUGGGCACACAGACGAUCCGCACGGUUAGCGUUGGCCUGCAGACUGACCCACCCCGCAGCAGCCUCCACGGCAAGGCCUGGUCACCCCGCAGCUCUUCGCUAGUGUCUGUGCGCAGCAAGCAGAUCUCCUCCUCCCUGGACAAGGUCCAUUCGCGCAUCGAGCGGCCCUGCUGCUCCCCCAAGUAUGGCUCACCAAAGCUCCAGAGGCGGUCCGUGUCCAAGCUGGACAGCAGCAAGGACCGCAGCCUGUGGAACCUGCACCAGGGCAAGCAGAACGGCUCGGCCUGGGCCCGCUCCACCACUACGCGGGACAGCCCUGUACUGAGAAACAUCAACGAUGGACUCUCCAGCCUCUUCAGUGUGGUGGAGCACUCAGGGAGCACAGAGUCUGUCUGGAAACUGGGCAUGUCUGAGACGCGGGCCAAGCCCGAGCCUCCCAAGUAUGGCAUCGUGCAGGAGUUCUUCCGGAAUGUGUGCGGCCGGGCGCCAAGCCCCACCUCGGCAGCAGGAGAAGAGGGCACCAAGAAGCCAGAGCCCCUCUCCCCGGCCAGCUACCAUCAGCCAGAGGGGGUGGCCAGGAUCCUGAACAAGAAGGCAGCCAAGUCGGGCAGCAGUGAGGAGGCCAGAACCACCAUGCUCUCCCAGGUUGGGAAGGAUGGUGUCCUGCGGGACGGAGAUGGAGCCAUGGUCCUUCCCAAUGAGGACGCUGUUUGUGACUGUAGCACCCAGUCUCUCACCUCCUGCUUCGCCCGGUCGUCCCGCUCUGCCAUCCGCCACUCUCCAUCCAAGUGCAAGCUGCACCCUUCAGAGUCCAGCUGGGGUGGGGAGGAGAGGGCGCCCCCCCCCAGCGAGUGACAGAGCAGCCAAGCUCCCCGCCUCAACCAGCCCAGCCCCUGGAUAGCAGAAAGGAACCAGCGAAGACAAGACAAGAUGAGGUGAGGCGAGGGGCUGUGUCCUCAGCAUUGCCUGGCCCUGGAGGGACAGCAACAAUGCCACUGCCAGAAUGCAGCUCUCACAUCAAGGUAAAGCCGGGUCUCUUGCUGGCCCCUGGGUGGUGAGCUCCAACUUCCCAGGGGAAGGCAGUGAGUGGGAGAGAGACCAAAACUGGGCAUCCACUGAGAGAUCCCUCAAGAGCCAAUCCCUGGGUCCUAAGAGAGAGCCUUGCCUAGUUCUGCUCAUGUCCCCCUCUUGGAAGAGCCCAGGAAGGAUACAUGUCUGGCCAUGCCUUUGGGGAAAAGGACUCAGAGAGCUGUUUCCUGCUGACCAUCCACCCCUUCAUUCAGGAGGAGACAGUGCUGAGAAGAACAGGCUUUGCUCUAGGGCUCUGUCUUGGGUUCCUGGUGGAGCCCAGCUGGGCAUCAUCACCAUCACCUUCUUCUCUCCACUACCACCUCCUCCUCCCAGCCCCACUGCUCUAGAUUGCUGGGACACUAGGGGGUAUGAUAGGGCAGUAGCCAGGGCCAAGUAUCUACUUGGAAUUCUGGAGCCCUGGAUCUCCCUGCCCAUAGCCUGGGUGCAGCAAAAGCUGGGAGGCAAAGUGGAAAUGUACUGGGUGCAGGGUUGGGGAGUGAUUGCAGUUGCCUUCCUUGCCAAAGUGACUUGGGGCCCCAACCUUCCCUGCAGACCCCUUGAGGACAGAAACAUGUAGAGUCAGUCUCCAGACCUGGUGCAUAGAUAAAUGCCUAAAUACACUGCCUUGAUCUCGGUCUCAGAGGCCUCUUUCCCUGGCACCCUGAGAGGGGCGGGUACUACAUCUCCACUGUGUUUACAUCCUGUAGCUGGUGGGGGAGGCAAAGAUAUUCCCAGUAAGAGAUUCACAGUUGGCCAGGUCAGGCCCAGGAGAAUACCAAGAGGCCAGAGCCCAGGACACAGCAUUAGACUGGGGCCUGGGAACACAUAUCUUGCCUAGACUGUUUAUUUGAAUUUUUCAUACUAUAAAUAUUUAAGGUGAUUUAAUUUAUUUUAAUAACUUAAUUUACCCCACAGUCCCUAAGGUAAUUUAUUGGAGGUUGGAACAUGCAUUCUUGCCACUGGGACAACAUGAGGCGUCUAACAGCACAGACAGGCACGGGGUCCCCCGGGUAGAUGAGGCAGCUGGGCAGCCAGGUUUGGUGACCUGGUCUCCUGGUCAGAUUUGGAGGGCCCCUCAACAGAGCUGGAGCCCUGUACCCCAACACUGCUGGCCAUAUGGCCUCAGAACACUACUUAUUACUCAGUGCCUGGUACUUGGCCAGCCCCAGCGGUCAGUCUGUAAAUACUCACUGACAAGGUGGAGGGCUGGACGGCCAUCACCAUGCCCCGGACAUUCUCCAUUGCUGUCUCAUUUCCCUCCCUCCCUCUGGCACCUUUCUUCAUAAGUCAAAUGUGGAUUACUAAGGCUCUCUUAAGAGCAUGGAGAUCCCUUCAAGUUUCCCAAAUGAGAACUUGCAGGAAAACAGGACUGAACUUCGAGAAUGUUGUUUAUUGCAGCUUUGCACAUAAACCUGAGAGCAUCUCCCAGCCUGCCUCGGUUCUCACCAGCCUGCCAGCCUUCUCACCAGCCUCUCUCCUUAGCCUUAUGGCCUUUCACGGCUCUUCUCCUUGCCCCAGCUCUGCUGCCCGCCCUUCCUCAUAUCCCCCGUUCGACGUGGCUUGUUGCAGCAUGUGUGGGGGUGCCUCCCAUGGCCUCCCCUUGGUACCAGUGAACUCAUUUGGUUGCACACAUGCUCCCCAUAUACACAUAGACAUGCAGCUUCCUGUAACUGGCUGGGGACCCAGAGUGGAAACACCAGGGUGGAUCAGGUUGUCUGCAGAAUUGCUCAUAAGGAAGACCAAAACCCAGUAGCUUUGCUGAUUUGCCCCCAGGACUCUGGAGGCACUCCUGCACUUCCACCUCCCACCUGCUAGUUCCCAGACCCACCCAUUCGGGAUGACCUAGACCAGUUACCCAAAGCCCUGCAUCUCCCUUCCCUGCAGGCUGAACACCAGGGUCAUGUCAGUCCUACCAGCCGCUUCCUCCAUGCCCCAGUGACAUGUGUAGGCAGAGCAAGCAGCCAGUGGAGCUGUGGGUCAGUUUCCCUCUGGGAUGCUGCUGCUGUCACCCAUGAGGUCAGGGAGCCUUCCAAGGUUAUCUCCAAGUGAGGGGAUUCACACCAGGCCACAAGUCACCAGAGGCCUUCUGCCACCUCCCAGAGCAACAGAGAGCCAGGGAGCCUGCGUACCCAGCCUUGGGGAAAAAUCCCCGUGGUACCUAAGCCCCAAGACCUACGGACUACUCAGCCUUACCAUCGUACUAUUCAAGAUUGUCCUUGCCAUCUUCGUUGUCUCAGCCAGACCUCGGUUUUCAGUGAAGCCCCAGUUUCUACUUCCUGCAUGCCACUGUGCAAGGCCACUUAUCACUGUUUCUGCAGAAGCCUCUGGAUGUGGGGCUUGAUGGGGUUGAACAUGUUACAUGUAAAUAUUGGUUUGGUUUGGUUUUUAGCAUUUUACUUGGUAACUGGUUGUGUUUUCUUUUUUGGGGUGGGGGGAUUGGUUUGUAAAAACUCUCUACUCUUUUAGAAUGU
Messenger RNA from Saimiri boliviensis boliviensis (Bolivian squirrel monkey), 8034 nucleotides. NCBI's taxonomy places the organism in Eukaryota, Metazoa, Chordata, Mammalia, Primates, Cebidae. The record is from RefSeq and is a predicted model, not a curated record.